Messenger RNA from Exophiala spinifera, 1623 nucleotides. RefSeq lists its product as uncharacterized. The transcript has 2 exons. NCBI's taxonomy places the organism in Eukaryota, Fungi, Ascomycota, Eurotiomycetes, Chaetothyriales, Herpotrichiellaceae. Gene Ontology annotation, molecular function: ligase activity. Bases 1 to 1623 code for a protein of 540 amino acids. The record is from RefSeq and is a predicted model, not a curated record.
AUGGCCCAGGGUGCUGGAUUUGCCGUCGCAGAGUCCUUAGUUGACCUCAACCAAGAGGCCUACAGAUCAAAUCGAGCCGCGUGGGAGCCGGUACUAAAGGAAUUUACCACCAACUUGAAGAAGACGGUAUCUGAAGGAACGGCACAAUCAACGAGCAGGCAUGAAUCUCGAGGACAACUCCUCGCGCGGGACAGGAUAUCGUUGUUGCUGGACGCGGAAUCACCGUUUUUAGAACUUGGCUCUUUUGCUGGCUUCGACCUUGAAGAGUCGAGUCCUUGUGCCAGCUUGUUGGCAGGCAUAGGAAGCAUCAGGGGCCGAAUCUGCAUGGUCAUUGCACACAUCGCAACUCAGAAGGGAGGCGCCUGGAACGAGUUGCUUGUAAUCAAGCAAAACAGAGUCACGGAAAUCGCCAGCGAGAAUGACUUGCCUCUUGUCGCCCUCGUUCAAUCGGCAGGGGUAUUCUUGCCACAGCAGUUUCGGGUCUUCCACAAAGGUGGCCAGAUCUUCCGUGACUUGGCUGUGCGGACACAAAAUGAUCAGGCCUCCUGUGCUGUUGUUUUUGGGUCGUCGACCGCGGGAGGCGCAUACCAUCCUGGGCUGUCAGACUACACCAUCUUUGUCCAAGACCAAGCGCAAGUCUUCUUAGCAGGACCUCCCUUAGUGAAGAUGGCAACUGGAGAGAUAAUCGAAGCCGAAGAGCUGGGGGGUGCACGAAUGCAUGGAACCAUAACUGGACUGGCAGAUCAAAUUGCGGUGGACGAGUUUGAUGCCAUCCUCAAAGCACGCGACUGGGUCAGCACUCUAAAGAUUCCUGACCGCCCGACCCGGCAUCUGAGGCAAAUAAUGGCCCCGAGAUAUCCCAUCGAGGACAUAUUCUCGAUAGUCAACCCUGACAUCCGGAAGCCUUUCGACAUGAAAGAGGUGGUCCUUCGACUUGUUGACGACUCGAGAAUGGCAACAUUCAAGCCAGCAUAUGGCCCCAACUUAUUGACCUGCUGGGCUCAAGUUAUGGGGAUACCAGUUGCAAUCAUUGCGAAUCAGACCCCUAUUAUCAACCCGGACGAGGCUUCAAAAGGGGCUCAGUUCGUGCGCAUGUGUAACCAACAAAACACCCCAAUCGUCUUCUUGCACAACGUGACCGGAUUCAUGGUUGGUUCGAAAUCAGAGCAUGCGGCUGUCAUCAAGAAAGGUGCUCAAUUCGUAUCGGCUGUCAGUUGUUCCAAAGUCCCACAUAUUUCCAUCAUCAUGGGCGCCUCUUACGGGGCGGGUAACUAUGCCAUGUGUGGGAGAUCAUAUCGACCGCGAUUUCUGUUCACAUGGCCAACAGGUCGGUGCAGCGUGAUGGGCCCUGAACAGCUAUCAGGAGUCAUGGCACAAGUUGAAGCCAACAGCGCCAAAAACAAAGGAAUCGUAUUGAAGGCUGAAGACGUCGAGGCCAGAGUGCAACGUCUGCGGGCCCAGGUCGAUCGAGACAGUAGUUGCUAUCGAACCUCGGGUGUGGUGCUCGACGAUGGAGUUAUCGAUCCCCGCGAUACACGCGACGUGCUAGGAAUGUGCUUGGAGGUUGUACAGUCACCGAAGAUACAAGGCAGUUCUGGCCAUCGCGGCCUCGCGAGGAUGUAA